GCAACAACCAUCUUUGCCAGUUUCACUCACCUGCGAGCCCGCCUCAGGCCUAGACGGACAGAAAUAACGCAUGAAAAUAAUACAGAGCUAAGAACGCAUGAAAACGAAUUGUUUUCCGUGCAUUGGAAGGUGUAUUGUGUUUUGUGGGGUUUAACGUUAAAUGGAAAACGCAUAGUUGAUGCUGACGAGGGCGGGAGCGUGCAAAUGAUUAUUUAAAAGGCGUUUGACGCGCUACGCCAGUUGUGAUAUUUUGGAGGGGGUUGGAGGAGCGAGAGACGGAGGAUCGCGCUAGAAACGCAGCAACGAGCAGCGGUGCUCAGGAGGAAAAAAAAACACACGAAAUAUCUACAGGAUUACAAGAGGAAGACCACAGGAUUUGUUUUUACGAAUACAAAGUAGAGACUGCGUAUUGCGGGUUGUCCUCCCAUAUUAAAAAUGGUGUCCACAGUUUAUGCUGUGACACUGUAUGUCACACUGCUGCAUCUGGCCUCAGGUGCAUCCUUAGGGACAUCAGACUCUGAAGAUCUAGUCACCGUGACCUCUAGCCCUCGCCCCUUGGGAGAACUCAUCCAUGCUGCACUUAUGAGUAAGGACUACCUUGGCAACACACCUGGUAACAGAGGUACAACAACCAACCCGACCCAGGCUGUUCCUUCCAUCAGAGAAGCAGACGUCACUUCGACAAUGAUGUCACCGGGUAUCCUCACUACAGCUGUGACCUCGUCGGUCGCACCUCAAGCUGCCCAAUCAGGUUUUGGGAGUGGCGUGACAUCGCCACCUGCAGAAGAAGAGACCACAACCACUCUAAUUACGACAACAACAAUAACGACAGUGCACACACCGGUGCAAUGUAACGCAAGUCUGUCAGGAAUGGAGGGAAUAGUUGAGUCCCCUGAUUCACCCUCUUCCUCAUCUAUAUUCUCGCCCUUAGAAUGCACCUACAGCAUCACAGUUUAUCCUGGAUAUGGUGUUGAGAUACAGGUGAACAAAGUGAACUUGUCCAAGGAGGAAUCGCUUACCAUUCUGGAGCUGGGUGGGCCGGUACCAGGGAUUUUGGCCAACGAGACGCUAAUGAGCGAAGGUCAGGUGAUCCGUAGCUCAACCAAUCAGGUGCAGAUUCACUACAGGAGCCUGAAACAAGCCAAUCAUGGUGUCUUCAGCUUUCACUAUCAAGCAUUCCUUCUGUCCUGCUCAUUCCCACUUUCCCCUGAGGGCGGUGGAGUGACCGUGACAGAUAUUCACCCUGGUGGUCAAGCUCACUUUCAUUGUGAUCCUGGGUUUGAGGUCAGAGGUCAUGAGGUCGCAACCUGUUUAAACUCCACUCGACCCAAAUGGAGCACCACUGAACCUCAGUGUGUGGCUGUAUCUUGUGGAGGAUGGAUCAGAAAUGCCACUGUGGGCCGUAUACUCUCUCCGACUCUCCCCUCUGCAAGUAACCAUAGCAACCUGAGCUGCCAUUGGCUGCUGGAGGCCAAGGAGGGACACAGGCUCCACCUUCACUUUGAGAGGGUGGCUCUUGAUGAAGACAAUGAUAAAUUGAUUGUGCGCAGUGGGAAUAGCUCUACAGCUCCUCUUCUGUUCGACUCGGAUCUGGAUGACGUUCCAGAACGAGGAAUCGUGAGCGAGGGAAAUUCUCUCUUUGUGGAACUCACUGCAGACUCUUCAUCGAUUCCUCUGCUGCUGGCGCUCCGCUAUGAGGCCUACGAUGGGGAACACUGUUAUGAACCAUACCUGCCUCACGGGAAUUUCAGCAGCAGUGACAUCACCUUCCCGUUGGGUACCGUAGUAACCUUCUCAUGCUCUCCUGGUUUCGUCAUGGAACAGGGCUCAGGAGUUAUGGAGUGUGUUGACCCCAGUGAACCUCACUGGAAUGAGAGCGAGCCUGUCUGCAAAGCUUUGUGUGGUGGGGAUCUGACAGACUCAGUGGGAACAGUGCUGUCACCUGAUUGGCCACAGAGCUACUCUAAAGGCCAGGACUGUUUGUGGCAGAUACACGUCAACGAGGACAAGCGCAUCGAAUUGGAUGUCCAAAUAUUGAACAUCCGCCAUAAUGACGUUCUAACUAUAUUUGAUGGACAUGACCUGAUGUCACAUGUGAUUGGACAAUACCUGGGCUCAAGAGAGAGGUUCAGGGUUGUAUCUGGGGGUUCAGAGGUCACCAUUCAGUUUCAGAGCGAUCCAGACGACUCCACAUUUAUCCUCAGCCAGGGCUUCCUGAUUCACUACAGAGAGGUGGAGCCUAAUGACACGUGCCCUGUCCUUCCACCAAUCGAGUUCGGCUGGAGCAGCUCCUCCCACCCGUCCCUGGUGAGGGGCAGUGUGCUGACCUAUCAGUGUCAGCCUGGCUAUGACAUUGUGGGCUCUGACAUCAUCACCUGCCAAUGGGAUCUCUCCUGGAGCAACAACCCGCCCACCUGUGUGAGAAUUCAGCAGUGUCCUGAUCCAGGUGAGGUGGUGAACGGAGCACGUUCAGUACAUCCCGAGUCUGGUUUUACUGUGGGAACUGUGGUACGCUUCACAUGUAACCAGGGUUAUCAGUUGGAGGGUCCGAGUCAGAUCUCAUGCCACGGCAGGGACACUGGCAUGCCCAAAUGGAGCGACCGUAGCCCCAAGUGUGUCUUAAAAUAUGAUCCAUGCCCAAAUCCGGGGGUACCUGACAAUGGCUACCAAACGCUAUAUAAGCACAGUUACCAGGCAGGCGAGACUCUACGUUUCUUUUGCUAUGAGGGCUAUGAACUCAUUGGGGAAGUCAUCAUUAACUGUGUCCCUGGACACCCAUCUCAAUGGAACAGCCCACCACCCUUCUGUAAAGUGGCCUAUGAAGGGCUACUGGAUGAUCACAAAUUGGAGGUUUCUCAGUCAUUAGAGGCGUCCCACCAAAUGCUGAGUGAGAACAUUGCAUUGGCUAUUAUUCUGCCAAUCUUAUUGGUUAUCCUACUCAUUGGUGGAAUUUAUAUGUACUACACCAAUGUGUGUAGGUGGCAGUGGAAACCACUGUUCUGGAAGUCUCUUUCUCACACCCACACUUACAGUCCCAUAACAGUGGAAUCUGACUUCAACAACCCACUCUAUGAGGCAGGGGACACACGAGAGUAUGAGGUGUCCAUCUGAGACGACUUCAAAUGAAUCCAAAUUGUGGGUGAAUGGAAAGAAGAUGAAGGAAUACUGUUAUUUUUCUCUCCGCAAGAUAUUAAUUGGUUUUAUUAUAUUAAUUCUACGACAUCAAUCUCACUUUACACAGUCUCUCUCGUGAUCUCUCUCUAUAUCAAAUCACAAACGUAUGUAUGUAACAAACAGUAUGUGUGCCUGUGAAAUUACUUUUGGAAAGUACAUUUUUGCAAGUACAUACAACUGCAUGCUUUGCGUGCAUGUGUGUCUGUAAAUAUAAAGAAACAGUACAGUCCGGCAUGAUUUCUAACAGCAGGUUUGGUGCCUUAAAGACUGUAAAAUAGUAAAGGAGUAACUGAGAGAAACUGAAAGAAUGCAGGAUUCAUAGACUGAGAGAGAGAGACGUCCCUCCUGGAAAAACCAUCUUAGAAUUUUCAAGACAGUUUAUGCUGGCUUGGUGGUGGUCCACUCUAACAAGAUCUUUCUGGUUAAUAAAAAAGCUUGGUGGGAGAACCAACACACCAGCAUUACACAUAGUUGCCCAGCAUCUAAACGACGGGAUAUUCUGGUCAACAGUCAAGCUGGUCUUUACAGAAGGGGUGAGACAAGUACACAAAACUAUAUAAUCUAAAGUACAAAAACCAUACGUUCACAUGUUUGUAUACAGACACAUGCCCACACAUUCACACAUACAUGACAAGAACAUAUUGAAUGUAAAUAUUUUGAUCCAAUAUGGAGGCUUCUGUAUACACAACUGAUUCAGUGCCAAAAUUCCAUCCCAUAAUGUGACUUCACUGGUUGCCAUAGUACUUCACAAUUUUAUGUAAUAAUGAGGACAAUGCCAGCAUUUCAUAUUGUUCUUUGCUGUUUCUUAGAAUCUCUUUCUGCUUGAUGUUGAAUGACCAUGUUUCAGAGGAACUGAAUGUCCUCUCGCUUAUGGCACGCGACGAUUGUACAUUUUACCGCUUCAAGCUUAGAAUUCACGAUCAAUUAUACUUACUGUCAUUGUUAUCACAGUUGAUGUUGUUGCAUAUGCACUAUGUUGAGAAAAUAUAUACUGAAAAACUGCUUGCUGUGAUGCAGUAAUCUAAUUGAAAUGCUUUUUAUAAAGUGCAUUUUUUAUUAUUUAUCUCAUGGUUUCUUGUUAAUAUGCAGUGAGUUUUGUCUUUUCCACUGUGCCAUUACCAGGGCCCGUGUUGUGGGCUUUGUAACAUUAUAGUAUUACUUGAUUGUUAUUUAUUUAUCAACAUAAUAAACUUGUCAUGAAGACA
Messenger RNA from Triplophysa dalaica, 4379 nucleotides. It is a transcript of the gene sez6l2, whose product is annotated as seizure related 6 homolog (mouse)-like 2. The record is from RefSeq and is a predicted model, not a curated record. Gene Ontology annotation, cellular component: endoplasmic reticulum; neuronal cell body. The transcript has 19 exons. The coding region runs from base 436 to 3111 and encodes 891 amino acids. Lineage: Eukaryota; Metazoa; Chordata; Actinopteri; Cypriniformes; Nemacheilidae. Gene Ontology annotation, biological process: synapse maturation.